AUGGGAGACAGAAAUGUCGUUCCUGUUCGAGUACAAAAUGUACUUGAUAUGGAUAUCGUUCGACUCAAUUUAUGGUCCAUUCAGUUUGUAGACUCUGGUGUCAUACUUGAGGGAUUUGUUCGGAGUGAAGACGGAAAUAUGAUGCAGAAAGUUCGGUCCGGAAUGAUAUGUCGAAAAAGAUCAGAAACGAAGAAACAAGAGGAGCGAUUGGGAAAAAAGCGAUUUGAAGAGGAGCGAUUGGAAAAAGAACAACGCGAGCAGAAGUUACGAGCUGAGAAAGAAAAGGAAAGACGAGAAGCUGUUGCUGCCGCCGAAGCUGAAAAGAAACGGUUGGAGGAGGAAGAGGAUGCCGCAAACUACACCCUUCGUGUUCCUCAAUCACAAAGCGGGGAAGCAAUCACUCCAAUACGGUUCACACGUGGAAACGGACAGAAAGGUGCAAAUGUGCGACCGAUUUUCGAUAAAACUCCAGUUAGAGGAAAGCCAGUUGGACCACUGGCUUCGUCAACUCCUCAAGCGCCUCCUCCACAACAACGUCUGUCGAAUGUGGAAAAGAAACCGGCGUCUCCAGAGCCUCGACCACGGAUUCCUCAGCGUGAUCGCGAUGUUCAAUAUGCCAGUGAUGCCGAUUUGUUUGCUGUACCGAAACUUCCAGCUCCUAAAACCACCAAACCUUCUACUACCUCGGAACCCUCGACGGGGGGAGGCUUCGAUUUUCUUGAUGAGAUGGAUGAGCUUUUUGAUACUGUUGUGGUUGAACAAACACCUACGCGAAAUCGAAGACCGCCGGGAUGGUAUAGCAGAUCGCCAUCACCAAGACGUCGUCAACAUUCCCCACCAAGAGAUAGCUUCGAAUCUUCACGAUACUCCCAGAGAUAUAAUGAUAAUUAUAACACAAGCCGUAUGAGUAGGAGGGAUGACACAUUCCGAAGAAAUGACGAGAGGAGGGACGAAUUUAGAAUGAACAGGAAACGAGUAUAUGUAUGUGACCGUGGUCUAGUACGCAAGAGAAAAUACGUUUUUCAGAACAACUCUCCAGACGACUUUGAAUAUAGCAAUCGAUAUGAUGAUCGCAGUAGACGUCCAGAUUACUACGAUUCUGAUUCACUAUACGACUCGAAACGGUCUCGUCCUAGAGAGACUUCUUCGUCUUCUGGAAGAUCCGUGCGGUUCGAAGAUGACUAUCGACGAAAUCACUGCGAUCCAAGAAAUAGAAGUGAUUCCAGAGACUACAGAAGUUACGAUGAGUCUCGUAGAAAACCUGAAGAUCAUCGUGAGGACAAAAGAAAACUGAACGAUAUUCUGAGACGAGAGCAGGAGUUGGUGUCCCGUCUUCAGAACAGGAAAAAGUCUUCUGUUUCUUACCGUCCGGAACCAUCUUCAGAUGAAGAUGACAUGGCUGAUGAAUGGGACAGAGAGAAUCAGGAAAUUUUGGAUAACUCGAUGAUGUUCGGUGAUGGACUAUCGCAAAAGAAAAGACGAAGUGCGGGUCGCCCAUCUAAGCCGUCGAAAAAAGAACGUCAAGUUCAACCGAAACCUGUUCGAAAGCCGCCACAGCCGAAGAAGAAGAAGCAAAAAUCUCCACCUGAUGAACUCAAUGAUAGCAUCGCUUCUAACCGUCCUCGCCGUGCUUGUGUAACUCCGUCAACUCCUGCCCCGAAACGAAUUGUUUGGCCGAAAAGAGAUUUAGAUAGACUGAAACACACUAUCGGCUUGAAGAAGCCAGCUGGGUCUGAUGCCGAUUGGGCUGAAGUCACAAGAUUGCUGGCAAAAGAAGGUGUCGAUGCAGAGGUUGUCAAACAAGUUGCCAUUACAAGGCUCAAGUGGAAGGAACCUGCACAAGAUCCAGAAACUAUUCAGAGAGAAGAAGAGGAGGAGAAGAAAAGAAGACGUGGGGUUGCUGCUAGAGUUAAGGAAGGUGUCAAGCUACAUGAAGAGUUGAGACAACCAGGUGUAAAACGAGCUGAUAACUCUCAAACUGGUGUGGAAGCUAUGGAAGACUACGAACCGGACGAUGUCGCUGCUGACCAGUCGUUACUAGCUCUUCAGACUCCGGUAGGAGCAAAGAGAAAAGGUGGAACUAGAGCUUCUAUAAUGCCAGAGCCUGUAGAAGACUCACCAUUGGUUAGAAGAAAUAACUCAACUCUCAAUUCACCACGACUUGAUCAAACGAAAGCAAAAGAAGUGGAGACCACCCUCAAAUACGUUCAGCAUCUUUCCAUGAUGAAUGCUCAUCCUAGCUCGAGAGCUAACACUUCCUAUCACAAUAAGUCAUCGUCUCGUGGUGGUGGCAGCAAGAAUACAAGCAUGUCACUGGAUCAAGGAACUAGAAAAGCAUUGAAGAUAAUCAAUCGUGGAAGAACUAUUCACGAGGAAGAUGAAGACGAUGAAGAAGACGACGAGGAUCAAUAUGAAGAUGCCGUCGUUUACUAG
Molecule: messenger RNA, 2433 nt
Organism: Caenorhabditis briggsae
Lineage: Eukaryota; Metazoa; Nematoda; Chromadorea; Rhabditida; Rhabditidae
Gene: Cbr-knl-2
Product: Protein CBR-KNL-2
Exons: 8
Coding region: 1-2433 (810 amino acids)
Source: RefSeq, a predicted model, not a curated record